This is a messenger RNA of Aspergillus fijiensis CBS 313.89, 1128 nucleotides long. Its product is annotated as kinase domain protein. The record is from RefSeq and is a predicted model, not a curated record. Lineage: Eukaryota; Fungi; Ascomycota; Eurotiomycetes; Eurotiales; Aspergillaceae. The transcript is spliced from 6 exons. Gene Ontology annotation, molecular function: ATP binding; protein kinase activity. Bases 1 to 1128 code for a protein of 375 amino acids. Gene Ontology annotation, biological process: protein phosphorylation; spliceosomal complex assembly; regulation of mRNA processing.
AUGAGCUCUUUGAGGUCGUCUCUUCCUCGCUUCUCUCCCUUACUGUGCAAGAGACUGUUCUCUAUACCUUCUCACGGGCCACCUUCACCGCCGGGCAUAUUGGUUGAUGAAGAGAUCUCGCCAUUCUACAAUACGAAGUGCCUCUACCCAGCUAAGCCUGGGGAAGUACUCGCUGAUCGCUACCAUAUUGUCGUCAAAGUCGGCUGGGGCGUGUCUUCAACCGCAUGGCUCGCGCUUGAUCUACAACGCCAUAUAGAAGAGCCGGAGACCAUCGUGGCACUGAAGAUCGCCAAUAACAAUGCGCACUAUGCCGGUCAUGAGCGUGAGGUUGAAGAGCAUAUUUCCACCGCAGACCCCUCACAUCGCGGUCGCUCACUAAUCCGCACAUUGCUCAACUCCUUUCAAGGCCCGGAAGGAUCUCACUCAUGUCUUGUGUACCCGCCUCUGAGGGAGCCCCUUUCGAGGUAUCAGCAGCACUUCGUUGAUGGGAGGAUGCCACUGCCCCUUAUCAAAUCUUACAUCCGUACCCUGCUCUCGGGGCUUGAUUAUCUCCACCAGGAAUGCAGGGUAGUCCAUACAGAUCUAAAGCUUGAGAACAUCAUGUCUCAGCUUGCAAGGCCAAUGGCGUCCAAGAUUGACUCGACAGGACGGCCAGUGUACCAAUCCCGCAACGUUUUCGGCCCACUCAAAAGCCUCAAGAGUAUUCCCCAGCUUGUCGACUUUGGCCUGGCCACCCGACUGGCGGAAGACGAUGACUGGGGCAUCUGGCCAAUUCAGCCAGACCACUACCGAGCGCCAGAGGUGAUCCUGGGUAUUGGAUGGCAAAUGCCUGCCGAUAUUUGGAAUCUGGGUGUUCUGAGGUAUCAAUCCAUGCGCGAGUUUUCGUUACCGGGGCCUCUCCGACGAGAAGACGGCAGAGUAUGCGAGACCGCGGAAGAGUACUUCUGUCGCUUUCUCUACGAAGAUCUGAUUCCCGACCGGCGUCUCGGCGAUACGGUUUCCUUCCUCCAAGGAGAGGAGAGAGAGGCGUUUCUGGAUCUCGUCGGGAAAAUGCUUCUCUGGAAUCAUAAUUACCGACGACUGGCAGGCGAACUGGCGGGGCAUCCUUUUCUUCAACCCCAGAAUUGA